Yamadazyma tenuis ATCC 10573 is the source of this 1557-nucleotide messenger RNA. The record is from RefSeq and is a predicted model, not a curated record. Lineage: Eukaryota; Fungi; Ascomycota; Pichiomycetes; Serinales; Debaryomycetaceae.
AUGUUGGAUGAAGAAGAUAUCUCUUUGUAUUCGGAUGAUUCUAUGUUCCGUACAGAUUUUAGUCCCCUCAAAGCCUCGUCUCCAGUAAAACCCAUAGAUAAGAAAACACCCUUGAAGAAGCAGAUAUUCGUUCCCAAAGUUCCCGAUGGAGGACUGCCAUUUACCCCUGGUAACAUCAGAAAGGCUGGUAGAGGUGUAGUUGGCUCAUCUAUAAGAGGGAGCCCUUUGAAGCAAGCUUUCAAUAACCUCAGUGAUACGUCAAUACACCAAAACGUCCGGAACUUUAUGAACAAAACGGUAGUCGAGCCUGACUCACCGUAUAUUGAAGAUAAUGAAGAGAAAACCGACCUUUUAAUCAGAGAAACCCACAAACUAAUCAAUGAUAUACCAAAAUCAAUGGGGAAUAAAGAGCUCGAAGAUCAUCAAAGUCUUUUGACUGAUUCGAUCCAUAGGUUAAUAAAGAAAUGCCAAAGCAUUUCAAUUGAAAAUGAGUCGUUAAAGAAUAACAAUGACCAGAUAAUCAUCACCCAAUUGAACGCCAAAGUCAAUGGGUUAACUAAGUCCAAUGAAAUGCACAAACAAGAGAUAGCAAAACAGAGUGAGGAAUUCAUAAAUAUGUUGAAUGAGAGCAACCAACUCAAGAGAGAGAACGAGUUGCUAAGGACCAAACUCAUCAAAUAUAAGAGCCUCUAUGAAGGCAAACUGAGACUAAGGGAGAGGUCUAGUGAUAAAGAAAAUGUGAGAUCAAAUCCUCCUCUCAUCUCAAAGAAAGUUUCCCCCAAGAAUUUAUCGGCUGGCAGCGAUCGAUUGGUUCAUUUGUACAAUGAUAUGGCUGAAAUUCUUAAUAAGGAGAAGCGGUCGAGACCCCCAUUGAAUGCAUAUCAUGAUGUUGGUAACAUCGAGCUGGUAUCAGCUGUCAAUGAUGGUAAAGAAGAAAGGGAUAUUGAUAUGGCUAACAUGGAGUCAAAUCUCUUGAAACAGUUUGAAGAUAUUGUGAAGCAACAUAAAUCUGAUCUUCGGCCUGAUGCUGACCACAAGAACAACAACAGCGCUUUAAACACUGUGCUCGAAAAUAACAACAAGCUCUACGAGAAGUUAAUUGGUAUUUUGGAAUCAUCUCCAGGUUUGGGAUCUAAAAGUCAGCCACAAAGCCAAAAAUCAGAGCCUUUGCUGAUACCGAAUCAGAACACACCAGGUGUAAAAAACAGCACAACGCCACCCGUGUCUCGUAGCGAAGGUGAAAUAGGUGUUUCCACUGCGCAACCGCUUAAAAAUGCAGCAGCACAGGAUGUAAUUUUACAAUGCUACUUGUGCUGCGAUAAGCUUCACAAUCAAUACAAGGACCCCAAAGAAGGUUCUGUCAUUUCAAGUUCCAAUCAUAACAUUCCCAGCAAAGUGCAAUCAACCAAAGAGAGGAGAAAAUGUGAGAGAUGUUCAACAAUAGCGAGUGAGACGUCUUUAGACCAAAAUAUUACUCCGGGCCCUUUAAGUAAUAACAACAAGCAAAGAAAUAAUUAUGCCUUUGAUUUGAUGGGAGAAUACAAAUGGACCCUCUAG